AUGAAUAAAAUAGAAUAACACACACACCCUGAGAUUAUUCAAGUUUUAGUUGGGAACAAAUGUGAUUUAUCAAGAGAAGUUCAAAUAGAAGAAGCUGAGUCUUUUAUGAAUAAUAAUAAAUUUAGUUUAUUUUUUGAAACAUCUGCAAAAACUGGAGAAAAUGUAGAGGAAGUAUAAAUAACCAUAUUGUUUCUUUAGGCAUUUAUAUAAUCAGCUAAGUUAGUGCUAUUAAAGUAUUUUAGUAGUGAAUCAUUUAGAUAAGCUACAAGAGUAAAUAAAAAGUCAGCUGAUCCCAUUAAUAUAAUUAAAUCAUUUUCUGAAACCUAAUCAUUUGAAGGGCAGUCUCCAAAUAUAUAGAAAAAUUAAAAUUAAUCAAGUUGUUGUUGA
This is a messenger RNA of Paramecium octaurelia, 387 nucleotides long. The record is from the annotation of a GenBank genome assembly. NCBI's taxonomy places the organism in Eukaryota, Ciliophora, Oligohymenophorea, Peniculida, Parameciidae.